AAACAAGCUCACGAGGAUACUACAUACUCCGGAGAUUCCCUCGCGCUCUAUGUAAAAGGCUUCGAGCUCGAGCUCACGCGCGUUUCCUGCACACAAACAUAUGUUUCACUUGCUUUUGGCGCUUUUUUUUUUGCUCCCCAUAUAUAUGUAUUUCUCAUGACUCUCCUCCUCAUUUUCCCAUCUCUAUUCUGCCCAAGAUUUGGAGCAUUUGGAGCAGAGUCAGGGGAAUUAUUUUUCAGUUUCUCCCGAGAUUCCAAAGGCGCAACAUUAAAGUGCAGUUAAAAAGUGAUUUUCUUUUUGGAAAAAUUUCGUUCGUUUAAUUGCAGCGUAAAAUUUCAUUUCUUUGGGAAUCUCAAAGAGGAGCUAAAAUGGGGAAAUUUGAAAGGAUUUUCCUGCUUCUAGCGUCUUUCCUCGUCCUCUUCAGUGUCUGUGCACGAGCUGAGGAGGAGGAUAUUGUGGAUAUGCUAUCAUCCGAUGAAAUGCUGGACAUUGAUGAGGAUUUACUGAGAACUCUGGAACAGGAACAACAUCUCAAAGAUUUAGCCCGUGAGAACCAGCAUGCUGCCAAAGAAGCCCAAUUAGCUGCUGCUGAAGUUGGACCCGGGGCACCCCCACAGAUCUCUGAUCCAUGCGCUAAAGUUCACUGCGGUGCUGGACGGAUCUGCCAGGCUGAUGGGAUGAGUGCAUCAUGUGUAUGCGUCCCUGAAUGUCCCGAUGAGGUGGAUCCCCGCAGGAAGGUUUGCACGAAUAAGAAUGAAACAUGGGCCUCUGAUUGCGAAGUUUAUCGCCAACGAUGCCUCUGUGACACAAAGGACGCCGGAUGCAUGGGCAAGGAAUUCCGUCACAUACACAUUGAUUACUACGGAGAAUGCCGCGAUAUGCCGGAAUGUACCGAAGAGGAGAUGAAUGAUUUCCCGCGUCGUAUGCGAGACUGGCUAUUCAACGUAAUGCGCGACCUGGCGGAGCGUCAGGAGCUGAAUCAGCACUACUUGAACAUGGAGAUGGAGGCCGAGAGUAACAUGACGCGUCGCUGGGCAAAUGCAGCCGUUUGGAAGUGGUGCGAUCUCGACAGUUCCAACGAUCGCAGCGUUUCGCGUCACGAACUCUUCCCCAUCAGGGCACCCCUUAUGAGCCUUGAGCACUGCAUUGCUCCCUUCCUGGAGUCCUGUGACCCCGAUGGGGAUCACAGAAUCACCCUGAAGGAGUGGGGGAAAUGCCUCGAAAUUGACGAGGGCGAGAUGAAUGAGCAAUGCGCUGAUAUUACAGCCGAUCAUGGAAAUAUGCCAUAGAUUUGCGUGUUUAGGAAGUUUCUUUCUGAGACGCAGUGUGUGCUCACCCUCAAUAGAAUUAUGUGGGGGCGCUAUGUAGCCAAAGUGCAUUUUAAUGUUAACUCUCUUUGUGGCAAUAAAUCCUCGAUAAAUUCUUCUUAAAAUUUAA
Molecule: messenger RNA, 1437 nt
Organism: Lutzomyia longipalpis
Lineage: Eukaryota; Metazoa; Arthropoda; Insecta; Diptera; Psychodidae
Gene: SPARC
Product: SPARC
Exons: 5
Coding region: 369-1289 (306 amino acids)
Biological process (GO): anatomical structure development
Molecular function (GO): protein binding; collagen binding; extracellular matrix binding
Source: RefSeq, a predicted model, not a curated record